AUGAUCCUCUUUUCGCACGUCCCCCUGCGACUCUCUACGACAAGCUGGCGAUCACCUCCGUCACCGAUCCCAACCGAUCCGCUCCUUGCUCUGUCCUCUGGUUUCCCGCGGCAAAUAAGCACGCGCCCAGCAGCUGUUGCAGGUCGACCGAGCGCCGGCAAUUCCGCCGCGUCUUCAGGGAACGCACGAAAAGGUGCUACUAGCGACCGCGACAGUCAGACUCCCCGUGUUAAACCCUCCGCCCGCCUUCGGCCGCAAGCCGUUACUUCCGCUUCCGCCGACUCUCAAGCUACCCCCAAUGCCAAGCCCGCGACCCGCCGGCGAACGCGCACGGCUGCUGCUGGCGCUGCUUCCGGCGCGCCUGUAGCGGAUGCGCCAGUAACGGGUAGCAGUGCUGUUACCGCGGAGGGCGCGACUGUAACGGGCCCAGCAGUACCCGAGGGGGAAGCACCCGGGGGGGCGCAGGCGGAAGGGGAAGGGGCAGAGGCGCAAGGAGCGCGGGGUAGCGGGGCGAUCCACGUGAUCACGGGGCCGAUGUUCGCGGGGAAGACGACGGCGCUGCUGGCGCGCAUGCACGAAGAGAUGGGGCGCGGCAGGCGUUUGGUGGUGGUGAAGUCAAAGGCCGACACGCGGUACGCGCGGGACGCGGUGGUGUCGCACGACGGCGCCGCCAUGCCGUGCCUUGCUGUGCGCUCCCUGCUGGAAGUGCUUUCAGUGGGGGGUGCACAUCGAGAAGCCUACGAGCAGGCAUCGGUGAUAGGGGUGGACGAGGCGCAGUUCAUUCACGGGCUGGUGGAGUUCUCCUUGCGGGCGGCAGACCAUGACGGCAAGACACUGUUCAUCGCAGGGCUGGACGGCGACUUUCGGAG
Messenger RNA from Closterium sp. Naga37s-1, 869 nucleotides. Lineage: Eukaryota; Viridiplantae; Streptophyta; Zygnematophyceae; Desmidiales; Closteriaceae. The record is from the annotation of a GenBank genome assembly.